AUGAAGGUUCUGAGGGGACGUUUCCCGAUAACCGGCAACAUCACGGUGGACGGGAAUGUGGCGCUCAAUGGUACGGAACAGCACGAGCUGAGGAAGAAACUACCGCAGUUUGUGUCGUACGUGGGGCAACACGACGUUCACUAUCCGACGCUCACGGUCAAGGAGACGCUA
This is a messenger RNA of Phytophthora sojae, 171 nucleotides long. RefSeq lists its product as hypothetical. The record is from RefSeq and is a predicted model, not a curated record. The transcript has a single exon. NCBI's taxonomy places the organism in Eukaryota, Oomycota, Peronosporomycetes, Peronosporales, Peronosporaceae. The annotation marks the transcript as partial.